Molecule: messenger RNA, 1165 nt
Organism: Bradysia coprophila
Lineage: Eukaryota; Metazoa; Arthropoda; Insecta; Diptera; Sciaridae
Source: RefSeq, a predicted model, not a curated record
UAUAACAUUAAAAAAAUCACAACAAGAUAGCACCGAAAGCACAUACGCGCAUCAACAAACAAAAAAUUAUUUUACUCCAAGUCAAUUUUAUGAUCAAAAACGUCAAUUAAUUCGCACGGGAACUUCAAUAAUUCGAAAUUAUGUAUCAAACGCAAGCUAGCUUGAAAAAGAAAGCCCAGGGCGGUAAGAUUGAUCGCGGAGAGUUCAUUUAUCAACUGACAUCGGAGUUCUAUUCGACCAGACAUCCAGAAGUUCAAGGACAAACAUCGGCUAACUUGGCAAACUUGUCGUACGAUCCAAUAAACUUCGAUUACCUCCAACAAUACUGCGUUCACGACAUAUUUUUGGAGCUAAUCAUCACAGAGCAUACACAUUUGAUACUGCACGGAAUAGCCGGUCUAUGCAAUCUUUCGUUAGACGAUCGAUUCCAUGACUUUAUCAUCGCAAAUAACGGAAUUUCGUUGAUAAAGAAACUGCUGACGAACCAGGACGAUUCGAUCAAAAUCAAUGCACUUGCAUGUCUGCUAUUCUUAUGUACCCGGCCAAACAGUAAAUGGAUGAUUUGCUCAGCGAGUACGAGGGCUCUGAUUGAAAACCUUUGCUUAUCAGAAAACGUGUGCCUAUCGAAUUUGGCUACCUACUUCGUCACCGACCAAUUUAUGGACAAUGAUAUUGUCGAUCCUCCGUCGUACCCAGUCACAAGUACUGCGAGCUCCGGCAGCCUUAUAUCGAAUUGAUCGAAAUGUAAAUUCCAAAGUUCAAAUCUUCAAAACAAUUACGCAGAAAGAAGUCGAUGACUUUACACAACUAACGAACGACCACAAUCCCAUACACAAGUCAACCGAUACGAAUUCAUCUCCAAUCGUUCAUGGAGCUUUUGUAAAUAGUUUGGUAGCGGGUGUUAUUGGCACGUACAUGCCUGGUCCAGGUACUAUUGUUGUGUCCCAGUCAUUUUCUUUUCCACGCAAAUGUGUGGUCGAUAAAGAAAUUGAAAUUAACGUCGAAGUGGUGGAACGACGGAAAAUUAUGAAAGUCGUCUACGACUGUAAGCAGGAGGGAAAGGUUGUGUUUGAGGGUACGGCAAGACUUGUUGCUGCGUAAUUGUUUUGAGGAAAUUGAUUUUUUUUCUGUGUUCUUUUUUCAUGAAAAUAAACUUAGUUCUUAA